UUUGAGAUACAGUUCUACGAAGUUAAUUUUAAUUUAUUUUUCAGAUGGAUCGGGAAAUAAACAUAUACCUAAUUAAUUUUAAUAUGCUCAUUAUGGCUAGUAGAGAACGAUGUAUAGUGCAGGCCCGCAUGAAGGUUCUCUUAUUAUCGUAAAACCGUCGUUGACAAUAAUAACAGGAAAUACGUUCUUCUAAUUUUAUAAAAAUUUAUAUUAUAUUAGAAUUUUUGUAACAUUGGUUUGAUAAUUUUGUAGGGGCACUAUAAUAUUUAUCUAGAUAAGCCCAUUUUCUAUCUAAGCUAAACAUUAGAUAAAUCGUAACAUAAUUCUAGAUAACAUAUAUGUAGAUACUUUAAAAGAUAAUUUAUUUCAAAAAUCUUAUCUAGAUAAUUCCCAACACUGGUUCCGAGCCACGAGGCUAAGCUGAAAAUGAGCCGGUCCUAUUCGCUACAAGUUUAGCCAUUAUUUUCUUGUAAAUCAGACAAAUAAUGAUCUAAAUCGUCCAAUUGAACAUAAUAACCGCUCAUAAAACACUUGCCCAAUAUUACUACAGGUUUAACGCGAAACCAUUAAAAGUCUGUGUAUUUUUAUUAAAAGUAAUUUUGAAAAAAAAAAUGCAAUUACAUGUGAACUAUUAUGUUUAUUAUAGUAAACAGAAACCCUCAAUUAUAUUAUUUUACACUUGCGUACGUCGCGUCAUAGUAACAAUACGACAACAUAUUGACUUGCUAAGCAAUUAGCAGAAUAAUUACCAAAAUAAAACCACCCACCGUGGGUUUAAACGAGUAAAAAAUAUCGAUGGUGGUUAAUUUCAUAGUUGAAAUAUAAUAUAUUUUUUAUACUACGUAUCUUAAACACAAAAAUAUUUUUAACAAUAAUGGAUGGACGGUGCGUUUAUUUAUUUUUAUCGAUUUUCAUCAUACACUUCUUGUCUCUAACAAAUGGAAAAAAAGUAUACAUUAGAGAUACUUUAAAAGUUAAGCCAUUUGAUAAUCGCCUUGGGACAAAAGACCUUUAUUCGGUUGUUGUAGAUGGAUUAAAAGCAAGGUAUAAGAAUCGGAAGAUGCUCGAAGUGUCUAAAACUCGUUAUGCUUUUCACACGGCGUGGAGAGGAAUAAAACAUUUUUUCUGGGAAAAAGUUUUGAAUGUGUUUUGUCCUUCGAUGACCAGAGAGUUAAAAGCUAUAAGAAUAAUAAAAGAUGCAUUGUUAAAAAGUAAAAAUAAAAAUGGUAUUCAAAAAAAAUUUGAUUUUACAAUUCCGUUUAAGAAAAAGCAAAACAAAAGCAAAAAAAAAACUAGUGAAGAAGAAAGCGAAGAAGAAAGCGAAGAAGAAAGCGAAGAAGGAAGUGCUGAAGAAAGCGAAGAAGAAAGCGAAGAAGAAAGCGAUGAAGAAAGCAAUGGAAAAGGAAACAAAAAAAAAGCUAUAAAGGGCAAAAAGAGUAAAAAGAAAGAAGAGAGUGACGAGGACGAUGAUGAUGAAGAUAAAAGCUUAGAUGAUUUGUUUAAGUAGUUAUAAGUCAAAUAAAAAUAAAAAUAGAUAUUAUUUUAUACAAUACUACAAAGAAUAAAAACAGUUGUAAGCUUUAAAAAAAUUAUA
Messenger RNA from Acyrthosiphon pisum (pea aphid), 1594 nucleotides. RefSeq names its product rho GTPase-activating protein gacV. Gene Ontology annotation, cellular component: nucleolus. Gene Ontology annotation, biological process: regulation of DNA-templated transcription. The coding region runs from base 875 to 1507 and encodes 210 amino acids. The transcript is spliced from 2 exons. Gene Ontology annotation, molecular function: DNA binding; transcription factor binding. The record is from RefSeq and is a predicted model, not a curated record. NCBI's taxonomy places the organism in Eukaryota, Metazoa, Arthropoda, Insecta, Hemiptera, Aphididae.